AUGCCUGAAACAAGAGACUCUGCAGUGAAACACUUCUACCAGAGUGCUGUGGACAAGGCCUUACGGAGUCUAAAUGGACACCUAGACUUGUUCCUCCGCUUCCUCCUGGGUCUUUCACUGCAGACCAAUCAGACUCUCCUACAUGGCCUGCUGACACAGGCAGGAAGUAGCUCACAGACCAAUCAGGAAACAGUCCAGUACAUCAAGAAUAAGCUCAGUGAGAAUCUGUCUGCAGAGAAAAGCAUCAAUCUGUUCCACUGCCUGAAUGAACUGGAUGAUCGUUCUCUACUGAAGAAAUACUCUGCUUCAGAGGAGGCUCUUCUGAGGCUGCUGCCAGUGGUCCAAGCCUCCAACAAAGCUCUAUUGAGUGGCUGUAACCUUUCCGAGAGAAGCUGUGAAGCUCUGUCCUCAGUUCUCAGAUCCCAGUCCUCUAAUGUGAGAGAGCUGAACCUGAACAAUAAUAACCUGCAAGAUUCAGGAGUGAAGUUUCUGUCUCUUGGAGUGGAGAUUCCACAUUGUAAACUGGAAUCUCUCAGACUUAGAGGUUGUAACCUUUCAGAAAGAAGUUGUGAAGCUUUGUCCCCAGUUCUCAUAUCCGACUGCUAUAGUCUCAAAGAACUGGACCUGAGUGACAACAAUCUGCAGGACACAGGUGUGAAGCUUCUGUCGCUUGCAGCAAAGAGUCCACACUGUAAACUACAGACUCUAAGAGUGAGUCAUGGUAAUCUCACAGAGAGAAGUUGUGAAGCUCUGUCCUCGGUUCUCAACUGCCAGUCCUCUAGUCUGAGAGUGUUGAACCUGAGUAACAACAACCUGCGGGAUUCUGGCGUAAAGCUUCUGUCUGCUGGACUGAAGAGCCCACACUGUAAACUAGAAGUUCUUGUACUGAGUGACUGUGACCUCUCAGAUAGGAGUUGUGAAGAUCUGUCCACACUUUUCAGUUCGGACUCAUCUAGUCUGACUGAGCUGGACAUGAGUAGCAAUAACUUUCAGGAUACAGGAGUGAAGCAUCUCUGUAUUGCACUGCACAGUCCACACUGUACACUCAAAAUUCUCAGAUUAAGGAGCUGUAAUCUCUCAGAGAGAAGCUGUGAAGAGUUGUCCUCAGUUUUUAGCUCCCGGCCCUCUAGUCUGAGAGAGGUAGACCUGAGUAACAACAACCUACAGGAUUCAGGAGUGAAGCUUCUUUCUGUUGGCGUGAAGAGUUCAACUGAGAUGAAAACUCUCAGGCUGAGUGGCUGUAAACUCUCUGAGAUAAGCUGUGAAGCUCUGUCCUCAGUUCUCACCUCCCAGCCCUCUAGUCUGAGAGAGCUGGACCUAAGUGACAAUGACCUGGGGGAUUCAGGAGUUAAGCUGCUGUCUUCUGGAGUGGAGAGUACACUCUGUAAACUGGAAAUUCUCACACUGUCAGGAUGUGUGAUCACAGAUCAGGGCUGUGAUUCUCUGGCUUCAGCUCUGGAGUCCAACCCCUCCCAUCUUAGAGAGCUGGACGUGAGCUACAAUCAUCCAGGAGACUCAGGAAUGAAGCUGCUCUUGGCUGGACUGAAGGAUCCAGGCUGGAGACUGGACACUCUCAGGGUGGAGCCUGCUGGAGUCCGAUGGUUGACACCAGGUCUGAGGAAGU
Messenger RNA from Pundamilia nyererei, 1624 nucleotides. RefSeq names its product ribonuclease inhibitor-like. The record is from RefSeq and is a predicted model, not a curated record. Lineage: Eukaryota; Metazoa; Chordata; Actinopteri; Cichliformes; Cichlidae. Gene Ontology annotation, molecular function: protein binding. The transcript is spliced from 10 exons. The annotation marks the transcript as partial.